AUGCAAAUAUACCGUUUGGCCGCCAGGCCUUUGGCGCAGCAGCCGCGCGGGGCAUUUUGGCUGCCCCAGCGGCGGCUCUUCUCCAGCACCUCUGAGUAUGACUUGGUAGUGAUAGGAGGAGGGCCAGGCGGCUAUGUAGCAGCGAUUAAGGCAGCUCAAUUGGGCUUAAAGACUGCAUGUGUAGAGAAGCGGGGGGCCCUUGGAGGCACUUGCUUAAAUGUCGGAUGCAUUCCUUCAAAGGCUCUGCUGAACAUGAGCCACAAAUACAAAGAAGCCUCUUCUGAUUUUAAGAAGUUCGGCAUUCGAGUUGAUGGCGUCUCAGUGGAUAUCCCCACAAUGCAAAGCUUCAAAGACAAAAUUGUAGCGGGGCUCACGCAGGGCAUUGAGGGUCUGUUCAAGAGAAACAAAGUGGAAUACAUCAAAGGCGCAGGGAGAUUGGCGGAUCCGCACACAGUGCAGGUGCACCCGAUUGGCGGGGGCAAUGCUGAGAUGUUGAAGACGAAAAAUAUUAUCUUGGCGACGGGCUCUGAACCUUCUCCUCUUGUCGGGGGAGCUCUUGAGGUCGAUGAAAAGCAGAUUGUCAGCUCAACAGGGGCGCUUUCGCUCUCGCGUGUACCGCGGCAUUUGGCAGUCGUUGGGGGCGGAGUCAUUGGCCUUGAACUCGGCAGUGUCUGGCGAAACAUGGGAGCAGAAGUGACAGUUGUGGAAUUCUGUGAUAAAAUUAUUCCCGCACUGGACGUGGAGAUAGGAAGGGCUUUUCAAAAGUUGCUUGAGAGGCAGGGAAUAAAGUUUAUGUUCAGCACGAAAGUUGUCGGCUCCCAGAAGUCAAAUGAGAAUGACGAAGUGACGUUGGAACUCGAGAACGCGAAAAGUGGAGAUACGUUAAAGCUGCACUGUGACGUCGUUCUCGUGGCUGUUGGCCGCAGGCCAUACACCAGAGACUUGGGUUUGGAGGAGUUGGGCAUAGAGCUGGAUAAGGCAAGAAUAUUUGCCAAUCUGCGCUCCCUCGUUUCGCGCAGCCGGUGCAUCAGGGGCUCCAUAACUACACCGAUUAUGCAGUGCAGCGGUGCAGUUGUUGAUUCCCCCAGGGGGCGUAUUAUGGUGAACGGCCAAAUGCAAGUGCCCAAAUAUCCGCACAUCAUGGCGAUUGGCGACCUCAUUGAAGGCCUUAAAGCAGAAGGCGUCGCCUACAAACGGGGAGCCUUCCCCUUCGCGGCGAACAGCAGGGCACGUCUGGUGAAGGUGUUAACAUGCAAAGAGACGGAUAAGAUUUUGGGUGUGUGGAUCCUUGGUCCGAACGCAGGCGAGCUGAUUGCUGAAGCGGUGUUAGCCAUGGAGUACGGCGCAGCCAGCGAAGACCUUGGGCGUGUUUGCCACGCCCACCCGACUCUUUCAGAAGCUCUGAAGGAAGCAUGCAUGGCCUGUUUCGACAAGCCCAUUCACAUCGCUUAA
Eimeria acervulina is the source of this 1452-nucleotide messenger RNA. RefSeq names its product dihydrolipoyl dehydrogenase, putative. Gene Ontology annotation, cellular component: mitochondrion; oxoglutarate dehydrogenase complex. Gene Ontology annotation, molecular function: dihydrolipoyl dehydrogenase (NADH) activity; flavin adenine dinucleotide binding. NCBI's taxonomy places the organism in Eukaryota, Apicomplexa, Conoidasida, Eucoccidiorida, Eimeriidae. The transcript is spliced from 12 exons. Bases 1 to 1452 code for a protein of 483 amino acids. The record is from RefSeq and is a predicted model, not a curated record.